This is a messenger RNA of Saitoella complicata NRRL Y-17804, 917 nucleotides long. Its product is annotated as acid protease. NCBI's taxonomy places the organism in Eukaryota, Fungi, Ascomycota, Saitoellomycetes, Saitoellales, Saitoellaceae. The record is from RefSeq and is a predicted model, not a curated record. The transcript has a single exon. The coding region runs from base 210 to 770 and encodes 186 amino acids. Gene Ontology annotation, molecular function: aspartic-type endopeptidase activity. Gene Ontology annotation, biological process: proteolysis.
UGGCUUUGAGGCGACAGUAAUGCUCGGGUAUCGUUCGGAUCGAAAAAGAAGUCGGAGAGGUUCGAGAUUGCGGACCCGACGUCGAAUAUGUGUCCCGCCGUAUAGUCUUCGAUAAUCCAUCCCGAGACAUCGAUGCUGGAGUAGCUGAGGUUUUGUUUGGAGGAAUCGAUACCGACACAUUUGAAGGUUACUUGAGCGGACCUCUCCCGAUGCUGGUAAACCCGGACAGCGGGCAGGUGGAGAGGUAUGAGAUCAUGCUUACAGAUGUAUCUCUAACUCUCAAUGGCUCUACGUCUGAAGUUUCCAAUGGAAGUCUGCCCGUUGCUGUCUUGUUGGACAGCGGGAGCCAAUUGUCACAGGUUCCGUCGGAUAUAGUCGACAACAUCGCGGCUGUACUCGGUCUAACUUCUUCUGACCUGCGAAAUGGUUUUCCGUGUGACAUGUUCUCUGAGUACUCUGCGGAUGAUACAUCCAAUGACAUCUUCUCCUUCUCUUUUGACAACGGUACGACCUACGUCAAUGUCCCGUUUCAUGAACUCAUUGUGCCCGACACCAACGACGGGGGGUCCGUGACUGACCAAAACGGCAACAUCGUCUGCGUAUUGGGCAUGGUACCCCUCGCUCCAGGCCCUCCGACUUAUGAUUCUUCCUACAUUCUCGGCGAUACAUUUCUCCGCUCCGCCUACGUUGCCUACGACAUUGACAACCUCGAGAUUUACGUAGGGAAGACCGUUUUCAACUCGACUACAAGUAACAUCACAUCCGAGUAGCUGGACGUUGAAUUCGCUGCGCCGUCAAUGAUUGUGAACUUUUCCCUUUCCUAAGUUUCGGAUGGAAUACAGUCUUUACCUUUUGAUUGCUCAGUUUAAUGUAGUAUAUAGUCAAUGAACCUUUUAAUUCUGAUGGGUUACCGUUCC